GCAACGUGGAGGUUCUUCAUGGUGGUCUGUGGGUUACAUUAUGUGGUCGUGUUUGGGAUAUGAAAGAUGCUGCAGUGGUGUGUAGAGAGAUGGGCUGUGGAGAGCCUCUGGGUACUGCUCACUUUGGUCAAGGAUCAGGACCAAUAUGGACUGAACGAAUGCAAUGCAAUGGAUCAGAGUCCACACUGAAGAACUGUGGAUCAAGUGGAUCGGCUGUUCAGUAUUGUGGUCAUGAUCAUGAUGCUGGAGUCAUUUGCUCAAAAUUGAAUGUGAGGUUGGUGAAUGGUGGCAGUCCUUGUUCUGGUAGAGUUGAGGUUCUUCAUGAUGGUCAAUGGGGAACAGUGUGUGAUGAUGACUGGGAUCUGAGAGAUGCUGCAGUGGUGUGUAAAGAGGUGAACUGUGGUGAGGCCGUACAGGUGCUUUAUGGGGCUCACUAUGGACCAGGAUCAGGACCAAUCUGGAUGGAUGAAGUGGACUGUAAUGGAUCAGAGCCCACACUGGAGAACUGUAGAUCAAGUGAAUGGGGUGUCAGUGAUUGUGCUCAUGAUAAAGAUGUUGGAGUUAUCUGCUCAGAUUUGAUUGUGAGGUUGGUGAAUGGUAGCAGUCCUUGUGCUGGUAGAGUUGAAGUUCUUCAUGGCCGUCAAUGGGGAACAGUGUGUGACUUUAGUUGGGAUCUGACAGAUGCUGCAGUGGUGUGUAGAGAGCUGGGCUGUGGAGAAGCUGUACAGAUGUUUCAUGGAGCUCACUUUGGAGAAGGAUCAGGACAGAUCUGGAAGGAUUAUAUGCGAUGUGGUGGAUCAGAGUCCACAUUAAAGAAGUGUAGAUCAAAUGAAUGGGGUGUUCACUAUUGUACUCAUAUUCGUGAUGCUGGAGUCAUCUGUUCGGGUGAACUUGUUGCUGGUUCUCAUUUGUGCUCUGGGAGAGUUGAGAUGGCUCGUGGGAACACCUGGAUGUCAGUGUGUGAUGCUGUGUUUGAUGAUCAGGAUGCAGAGGUUGUGUGUAGAGAGAUGAACUGUGGGGUUCCUGUACAGCUGCUGGGUGCAGAUACUUUUGGUAAAGGAGAGGGGCAGGUGUGGACACAAGAGAUUCAAUGUAGAGGAAAUGAAUCUCAAAUAAACUUCUGUCCACACCAAUCUUCAAACAAGAACAACUGUUCACAUGACAAUGAUGUGGGAGUAAUUUGCUCUGGUUACACAGACCUCAGACUGGUGAACGGCUCUGAUAUCUGCUCUGGUCGAGUUGAGCGUCAGUAUUUCAGUAAAUGGGGCUCAGUGUGUGAUGAGUGCAUGAAUAUGAGAGCUGCCAAUGUUCUCUGUAGAGAGCUGAAUUGUGGGAUUGCUGUGUCUGUUGUGGGAGUGGACUGGUUUGGAGAGGGAUCUGGUGAAAUCUGGGCUGAUGUGUUUGAUUGUCAGGGGAGUGAAACAAAACUCUCAGAAUGUUCAAUCUCUUCAUGGAGUCGAGCUGAAUCCUCUCAUAAACAAGAUGUUGGAGUCAUUUGUUCUAAUUCCUCUCUGUCUCUUCAUGAUGGUCGAGUGAGGUUGUCUGGAGAGAGAGAGUGUGAGGGUGAGGUGGAAGUUUACAUUCAUCAGGUUUGGAGGAGAGUUCUGCUGGACUCCUGGAGUCUCACUGAAUCCUCUGUGGUCUGCAGACAGCUGGGCUGUGGCUCUGUGCUGAACUUCACUAACUCCUCUUCAUCCAGUGAUGAACACAGUUAUGAGUGUGUGAUGGGCUUCCAGUGCUCUGGGACUGAAGAUCAUCUGAGAAACUGCAGCUCUCCACAAACUCUCAACUGCAGCGCAACACAACAGCUUUCAAUCACCUGCCACAGUAAGAAUCACAACAUCAUUAGGUCCAUCAGGUUGGUGGGUUCUGGUGGAGAUUGUGCAGGAAGGCUGGAGGUUUUUCACAAAGGCUCAUGGGGUACAGUGUGUGAUGACUCCUGGGAUAUUAAAGAUGCUCAUGUGGUGUGCAGACAGCUGCAGUGUGGAGUGGCUCUCAGUAAUCAGCCAGUACCAGCCUGGUUUGGUCCUGGUUCUGGACCCAUAUGGCUGGAUGAUGUGAACUGUGAGGGGAAUGAGACGUCACUGUGGAGCUGCUCUUCACGGGUCUGGGGAGAUCAUGACUGUAACCAUAAGGAGGAUGUAGGAGUGGUGUGCUCAGAGUUUAAAGAGCUCAGGUUAACUGAAGGCUGUGAAGGGAAUGUGGAGGUUUUCUACAAUGGAUCCUGGGGUAAUGUUUGCAACAAUCAGAUGAACAGAGACACAGCGAGUCUGAUCUGUCAAGAGCUGAACUGUGGAAGAUCUGCCAGUGAACCCAGUUAUUCAGAUGCACUGAGAUCUCAGAAUUGGCUAAAUAAACUAAAAUGCAGAUCAGAUGACUCUACCCUAUGGCAGUGUCCAUCUUUACCCUGGGGAAUAAAUUACUGUGGUCACAAUGAUUCUGUCAAAAUCACCUGUUCAGAGAAGGAGACCCAUCAGUCACCUCGGAGUCGCCUGUCAUGUUCUACCUCACCAUCUUCUUACCAGAAACAAUGUUCAAAUCAUCUUCCUCUCAGACUGAGUGGAGGGAAGGCUCUCUCUAAGAGGAGACACAGGACUCAGACUGAGGCAGUUUAUGAAGAGAUUGAUCACAGACACACAAACACACACAAACACUUCACUCGGAGAGGGAGUCUCAUCUCUGAAGAACAGCAAUCUGGAUAUGAAAAUGAAGAUGAACUUUUCUCAGCAGAACGGAAAAUCACACUAGGAUACUAUAAUGAUGUCAUCACUGUUGGACUGUCGGCAGAUCGUCAGACAGCAGAUGUCCCAGAAGAUUAUGAUGAUGUCAUCAUUGUCAGACAGAACAUUCAAGUGGACGUGCCAGAGAAUUAUGAUGAUGUCAUCAUUAUUAGGCAGAACAGUCAAGGUCUUAGUGGCGUGGCUCUUUGGAUCAACCCCCGGGGUUCUUCGCUCACAGAGGGUCUUCGAAAAAUGAGUUUGCUACCCACAGUACUGAGGGUCUUCGUUCACACAGAGCCUUCGUUGGACACAGUCGUCCUGGCGUCUCUGAUCCAGCGUUCCCAACAGGUUCAACAGGGUCUGAUUAAACCGCUCACAUCCCCCAUUCCCUUGGGGAUGGAACUCAGGGCACCCAAAUGGCUGGAAAACCGCCCUCCACAGUGCUGUGGCCGUAGUGCUUGCGGUCUGGUCGAGGGUGGGGAUGGCCCAGGCGUACUUGGCGCCUCUACUAUCCCGACCAUCAGUCCUUCCUCUUCCUGUCCUCCUUCAGUUCGGGCCGAGCCCCUCGAGUCUUCCCUCACUGGUAGCCGGGAGAGGGCAUCUGCGUUGGUGUGCUCCCGCCCCGGACGCGGGAUGGAGGCUCUGGCUAGCAUAGGCGAUCACCCGUUCUACUCCAUCCUGUUUCUGUGCGAGCACUGCUCCCAGGCCCAAGUUGCUGGCAUCUGUAUAGAAACCCUAAAGGCCGUCUCACACUCCGUGGUCCACUUCACCGUGGGGGAUCCCCGUCCCCGUGGUCGCCCUGUCCCGACCAACAGCUGGUUCAAGGGUCUGGCGAUCUUAGAAAACCCUUUUAUGAAUCGCCGUCCUGGGAGCCUCCCAAUCCCGCACUGCAGAUACCUUCCCGGGGUCAACGGCCACCCCAGCCGCACUCACCACGUGUCCCAAGAACUGCACCUUACGGCGCAGCAAGUGGCACUUUUCCGGUUGCAGCUUCAACCCGUACCUCUCCAUCUCUCGGAUCACCUUUUCCAGGUGUUGCAGGUGGCGGGAGCGUUGCAAAGACCGAAGGGCAUCCGGUCCCACUCGAAAAGACCAAAAGGCGUGGUAAAGGCGGUCUUCUCUCGGUCCCGUUCCUCAACCGGUACCUGCCAGUACCCGCUGGCCAAAUCGAAAGUGGAAUACCAUGCAGACUUAGUCAGACUUGUCAGCGAGUCCUCAAUACGAGGCAGGGGAAACGCAUCUUUCUUGCUUCCGCAGCUCAUCCGCCUGUUCCUGCUCCAGGUCCUCUCCUCGCAAGGAGUCCCCUGUCAAAUGGGCCGGUACCUUUUUCUCUCUCGUCCUAGACGCUCCUUCUGCUUGCGUCAGUGCUACUUCAACUACUGCGGGGUGCACCCGCCGGAAACUCACAUCCUCCUUAUCCCGCACCUGAUGGCCCUCGACCGACGUCACCGUCACCAGCCGCUGGGUCACUUUGGGGGGCGCCGACCACAUGACCCACUGUGGCCGGUCGUCUUAAAAAAAACCCUCGGAGGCUCUUCGUGGUCCGCACUGUCUGCUCACGUGUCCUGCGGUCCCACACCGAUUACAAAUGGGCCUCCCCUGCUCAUCCCACUCGAACCUGGGCCGACUAGCCUGCCAGGGCCGCCUCAUCCCAUCUCGGCCUCGGUCAGAUCUGCUACCUCAGAGGACGCCACCGGGCCCCUCACUGCUGCACAUACGGGGGCCUCCUUUACUUCCACUUGGUCACCUUCCAAGGCCAUGGCCUCCUUUUUUAGGUCAUCGAACGCGUGCAUACUGCUCACGCAGCUUCAGGGCGAAGGCUCGAAUGGACUGGUGGGGGCCCUGCUUGCAGUUAAAGAACUGCGCCCUCAGGACGGCCACAGGGGUAGUAUCACCAUACUGUUCGGUCUUAGUGGCGUGGCUCUUUGGAUCAACCCCCGGGGUUCUUCGCUCACAGAGGGUCUUCGAAAAAUGAUCACCCUCGCCACCUGGCUACGACUCCCUCAAGAGGAUAGUUGGGCGAUAGCUAGACCACCGAUGAGAGGGAACGAUCAAGCCAGCAUAGUCCGUCUGCAAAGCAGCAACGCAGCGUAUACGAAGUACACCACAAGCACCCCGUUUGAUGUCUUCAAAGAUCUUUAUAUUCUCUACCUCUUCUCCUCAUCAGCCUAUCAGCAACCGCUGUUAAUGACCAUUACUGCUGAUCUGAAUGUGAGGUUGGUGAAUGGUGGCAGUCGUUGUGCUGGUAGAGUUGAGGUUCUUCAUGAUGGUCAGUGGGGAACAGUGUGUAGUGAUUGGGGUUGGGAUUUGACAGAUGCUGCAGUGGUGUGUAGAGAGGUGAACUGUGGAAAAGCUGUAGAUGCACCACUAUUUGCUCACUUUGGACCAGGAUCAGGACCAAUCUGGAUGGAUGGUGUGCAUUGCAGUGGAUCAGAGUCCUCACUGAAGAACUGUACAUCAAGUGAAUGGGGUGUUCAUAACUGUGAGCAUGAUGAAGAUGCAGGGGUCAUCUGUUCAGGUCACAAAGUUCCCAGACUUGUUAAUGGACCCCAUUUAUGUUCUGGGAGCGUUGAGGUGAUAACUGGGAAGACAUGGGGCACAGUGUGUGAUGCUGUGUUUGAUGAUCAGGAUGCAGAGGUUGUGUGUAGAGAGCUGAACUGUGGGGUUCCUGUACAGCUGCUGGGUGCAGAUACUUUUGGUAAAGGAGAGGGGCAGGUGUGGACACAAGAGAUUCAAUGUAGAGGAGAUGAAUCUCAAAUAUACUUCUGUUCACAACAAUCUUCAAACAAGAACAACUGUUCCCAUGAUAAUGAUGUGGGAUUGAUUUGCUCUGGUUACACAGGAUUGAGACUGGUGAACGGCUCUGAUAUCUGCUCUGGUCGAGUUGAGCGUCAGUAUUUCAGUAAAUGGGGCUCAGUGUGUGAUGAGUGCAUGAAUAUGAGAGCUGCCAAUGUUCUCUGUAGAGAGCUGAAUUGUGGGAUUGCUGUGUCUCUUGUGGGAGUGGACUGGUUUGGAGAGGGAUCUGGUGAAAUCUGGGCUGAUGUGUUUGAUUGUCAGGGAACUGAAACAAAACUCUCAGAAUGUUCAAUCUCUUCAUGGAGUCGAGCUGAAUCCUCUCAUAAACAAGAUGUUGGAGUCAUUUGUUCUAAUUCCUCUCUGUCUCUUCAUGAUGGUCGAGUGAGGUUGUCUGGAGAGAGAGAGUGUGAGGGUGAGGUGGAAGUUUACAUUCAUCAGGUUUGGAGGAGAGUUCUGCUGGACUCCUGGAGUCUCACUGAAUCCUCUGUGGUCUGCAGACAGCUGGGCUGUGGCUCUGUGCUGAACUUCACUAACUCCUCUUCAUCCAGUGAUGAACACAGUUAUGAGUGUGUGAUGGGCUUCCAGUGCUCUGGGACUGAAGAUCAUCUGAGGAACUGCAGCUCUCCACAAACUCUCAACUGUAGCUCCAGACAACUGCUGUCAAUCACCUGCCUUGGUCAGAAUUACAAUAUCUGUCAGCAGUCCAUCAGGUUGGUGGGUUCAGGUGGAGAUUGUGCAGGAAGGCUGGAGGUUUUUCACAAAGGCUCAUGGGGUACAGUGUGUGAUGACUCCUGGGAUAUUAAAGAUGCUCAUGUGGUGUGCAGACAGCUGCAGUGUGGAGUGGCUCUCAGUAAUCAGCCAGUACCAGCCUGGUUUGGUCCUGGUUCUGGACCCAUAUGGCUGGAUGAUGUGAACUGUGAGGGGAAUGAGACGUCACUGUGGAGCUGCUCUUCACGGGUCUGGGGAGAUCAUGACUGUAAACACAAGGAGGAUGUAGGAGUCGUGUGCUCAGAGUUUAAAGAGCUCAGGUUAACUGAAGGCUGUGAAGGGAAUGUGGAGUUUUUCUACAAUGGAUCCUGGGGUAAUGUUUGCAACAAUCAGAUGAACAGAGACACAGCGAGUCUGAUCUGCCGAGAGCUGAACUGUGGAAGAUCUGUCCGUCUGUCUUAUUCCACAUCAAGAGUGCCAUCAGCUCAUAACUGGUUGGAUAAAGUUAAAUGUCGACCACAUGACUCAAAUCUGUGGCAGUGCCCAACUUCACCCUUGGGAAAGAAUUACUGUAGUCAAAAUGAAGUAGCUCAUAUCACCUGCUCUGAUCAUCUUCCCCUCAGACUGAGUGGAGGGAAGGGUUUGUGUUCGGGGAGAUUGGAGGUUUAUCAUAACUCUGUGUGGGGUUCAGUCUGUGAUGAUCUGUGGGACAUCAGAGAUGCUCAGGUGGUCUGCAGGCAGCUGGGUUGUGGAGCAGCAUUGAGUGCUGAUGGGAAUGAAGCGUUUGGUGCUGGUGAAGGUGUUGUGUGGAUGAACAGAGUCGAGUGCAGAGGGACUGAGAUUCACCUGUGGGACUGUCCUCAUGUCCUGAAAAAUCACACUGACUGCUCACACAAAGAACAAGUUAGACUCAUCUGUGCAGUGGACAUGCUAGAUGAUUAUGAUGAUGUCAUCAUUAUUGGACAGAGUUCUCGAGCUGUAACAGAGGGUUCAUGA
Molecule: messenger RNA, 7220 nt
Organism: Paramisgurnus dabryanus
Lineage: Eukaryota; Metazoa; Chordata; Actinopteri; Cypriniformes; Cobitidae
Source: RefSeq, a predicted model, not a curated record